GCGAGAAUACGCACUCAUACCCGACAACCUGUGGGUACAUAGAUGCCAACGGAUAGACGCGUGAGCAAAGAAUGCGUGAGAGCUGUUCUGCCAGUGUACAGCAUUCUGUUGGUAUAUCAUCUCCUGUUCUUUUCUCUUCCAAUCCACAAAGUGUUGCGCACACACCGGGGGAGUGCAUCGCACUGAUUCACUGUUAAUCGCGAAGUCCAUUCCAACGCAGUUCACGCGUCGUGAUGGCAACUUCCGGCCCGUACUCUAGGCCUCCUCCCCCUUCGCGCUCCGCUAUAAACCAACAUACUACCAAACCUACGAAGUCUCCAAGAGGUCAACCUCGACAUGCGCUAGGUGGCCCACGCAGGAUCCUCAGGCGGAUCCGAUCCAUCAUAGAGCACGAUAAUGAUCCGAAGUCGCGACUACGACAAAGCGCUGACGCACACGUGAGUGCUGGUACCAAUGGUGCCGGCUCUCCAACGCUGUACUUGCAUAACAUCGGCGAGAAUGAGGAUAGUCUCUCGAGCGAUUUGCUGCGGUCCAUCUCCAGCGUCUUUGAUCGAGACUCAAGCAACGGCAACGAGACCGGAGGCGAUGCACCAGAUGCAUUCUGGGCUGCUCAGCGACGCGGCGACCAUCAUGCUUACGCGGCACUGGCCAGCACGGACUCUCUGCCUCUGAGUAUCGAUGCAAGUGUGACGACGGCUUCCGACGUCACCGAGAUACAGUCAAUCUACUCCUUGAAUCCUCUGGACGGCGAUGUAUCAGUCAGGGUUGCAGAUCCCUCCCUUCCUCCGGAAUGGUUCCAUGAGGUCAUUCCUGAAGAGCAAGAGGAAAUGGCCGAAGGCGCCUUUGCGGUGAUACAAGUCCCAAAUUGUUAUCUCUACCACGGCACCCAUGGAUACAACGAGCGCAGCCCUGUGUGCUCCAGACAACAGGUGCCGAACCUCUUACCGAGCCACACUGUUGCAGCAUCUUCGAGUCCCUCAUAUCUGAUCGACAAUGGGCUUCAAGGCCUUGCAGAAGACGCGAGCAGACUCUUCGAGUUCCUCGGUGCUGCCCAACAGGUGCCAGAGUCCGGGUCUAGUCAGGACGUCAUACCAUCUCAGGCGUCCACUACUCAAGGAGUCCCCAUGGUCUGCGUAGCUUGUCAACAAGCCGUACAGGAGGAUAGUAUCGUGCGUGUGCGAGACGGUCGCAUCGUACACCUCGAAUGCUGUCUCGACAGUUAUCCUCCGAGCUACUCCUCGACAUGUCCCACAUCCGACAGGCAGAUCAGCUUCUCCGAGCCCUCACCAAUGUGUUCUACCCCAUGCACACCUGCUAGCCUCGAUACGGGUUGGGCGAGGUCCAGCAGCUGGUCUAUCCCGAGCCUUCUGAUUCCGGACGCACGUAACGCAACCAGACCACCCUGGCUACUUUCUACCCAUACAUCACCCCUCACAUCCUAUCUUCCGAGGACGCGACGAGUAGAGGGACCGAAUAUCCGCGAUCCUUACAGCACAGCGCCAUUCGCUUGCUUGGCUCCAAGCGACAUCUCUUUGCCUAUAGAACUCUGGGAGGAAAUCAUCGACUCCCUCCUGGAUGAGCCGGAGGCGCUCUUGGCAUGUGCGUUCGUCUGCAAGGCGUGGUAUGCUCGCUGCCGAAUGCACCUAUCACUGGGAGUGCUCCAGCUGGGUCAUCGCCGCGACGUCGUACGAUUGUCGAGAUACGUUCGGGCCCACCGCGCGUUCGCAAGGCGAGAGUUCGUGACCGUCCAGGGAGAUGCGGGGAGGUCGCUGUCUCACCUGACGGCCUUCAGCGCGCAGUUGGCCGGUAGGAUGCAGCGCCUGGAGUCGUUGUACAUUGAACACGGUGUAUGGCGAACCGGGAUGACGGACGUCGGGUUCUUCACGCGCGUCGCAUCCUUCACGUCCGUCGUUCGGCUCACUUUGAACGACGUAACGUUCCCCUCGACUUCGAUCUUCGCUCAGUUUGUCUGUGCUCUAGAACAACUGGUCGAGCUGUACUGCAUCAACAGCAAGACGAUGAAGAAGCGCACUGGCCAACAGUUGUUUUUGCCCUUGAGGCGAUCUUCGAGGCUGGCCCACUUCACUCUUGUGGGCUCUCAAGUGUACGACAUCAUUGGAUUCUUCAUCGCCAGCGACCUUGCUGCGAAACUCACGGACCUCACCUUGCACGUUGGCUAUGUGGGCUAUCGGCAUUUCAUGCAUCUGGAUGCUGUUGCGUACCGCGAGCUGCUCUGUGCCUGCCGGUCUUUGCGCGCGCUUCACCUGCAAUCUCGCGACGUUGCAUUGCCCAAUACUGUCAGUCCAGAUAAUGUACUAGUACAUUACUUGAAUGCGAGUACGAGGCACAACCUCGAGGCUCUCCAUCUAUCCAUCGAGCCGCACCUAUACGGCGACUACCGCUGCGGAUGGAUGGUCACAUUCCUCUCGCACUUCUGCUCAGGCAGCACCGUCCGGGAACUCGACAUUACAUUCGACAUCCAGGGCGAGACGAACGCGACGGCGCACAAUCUACUCCUCGCCAGACUGAGCGACGAGACGGACAUGUCUUUGCUGGACAGGGUCCUCGCGACGAGGCGGUACGCGGGGCUGGAGAACGUCGAGGUCGUCCUGCGCGUCGGACAUUUGGAAUCUCGACUUGUGAAAUCUCGGGAGGCGCUCUGGGUUGAGCGUGUCGAGGGGCAGCUGCGGAAUGUCCGCCUGCGAGGUAUCCUGACGUGAGUACGCGGACUACGAGCGUGCGGCGCAUACGAACUGAGCUUCCAUGCAUAGCGUACGGGUGAAGACGUAGUCGCUGAGGACGAACGCGGUCAAGAACGGACUACUCCGCAAUAGGUGCAGGACCGACACACUUCGCCAUCAGCACUGUAGGCUGUGGGCACAACAGGCGGGUCUCCUUGUACACCUGUAUGCAUCAGCCACCUUCUCCUGGAGAUGCAUCCCUAUCAAACGGUAGCUCAAUGUGUAUGAUGUCCGUGAUGGUACUGCCAGAGCAUUAUAUGAGCGUAUAGGCAUAGCGACAUGAAGGGACUGGAAUAUAACAUAGAGUUCCAAGAUUCAACCGC
Molecule: messenger RNA, 3064 nt
Organism: Fomitopsis serialis
Lineage: Eukaryota; Fungi; Basidiomycota; Agaricomycetes; Polyporales; Fomitopsidaceae
Exons: 6
Coding region: 234-2720 (828 amino acids)
Molecular function (GO): protein binding
Source: RefSeq, a predicted model, not a curated record